UAUUCUCUCUAAUUCCUUCAUCCCUCCCACUUUUUCAGCUUGAUCUGCCCCUCUCCGUUGCACAGUGUCUACGCUCUCUCUCGUUCUCUCUCCCUCUCUCUCACACACACUCACUCUUUCGCUCUCGCUCGCUCGCAUGCAGACCGAGGGAGAGGAAGGGAUGAACGAGGUGCACACAUGUGAGGAUCUCCUCAACUGCCAGAGCAAGGCAGGACUGGCUACCAGAGAAGACGAAGAGGAGGAGGAGGAGGAGGAGGAGGAGGUCUAGAGGAAUACUGCAGUGACCAUCCAGCUUCCUUUUCUUCAGAGUUCUCACUCUCCAUCUCUCUUUGCUUCACUGCUUUCAUCCCCCCCAGCCCCUCCUCACCGCCCUGUCUUCUUCAUCCACUCUUCCCUACUGCUAGCUACACCAUGAAGCCGCCUGCUGCUUGUUGCUAAGGGGGCAGCCAACCGGGGGGAGCAGAGUGAACCAGGCGUUGUUUUUGUGUUUUCAAGAUCUUACUGAAAAUGGCGGAAGGGUCCAAAGAUCAGGGAGCGACUGGCGCCGCAGAACCAGAGGAAGACUCCCCCAAUAUGAUUGUCUACAGAAAGAUGGAAGACAUCGUUACGCGGAUACAAGAUGAGAAAGCAGGAGGAGUUGCCAUCCGGACCGUUAAAAGCUUCCUCUCAAAGAUCCCGAGUGUGGUAUCAGGGGCAGACAUUGUUCAGUGGUUGAUGAAAAACCUCUCCACUGAGGAUCCAGCUGAAGCCAUCCACCUCGGCAGUCUGAUCGCAGCCCACGGCUACAUCUUCCCCAUCUCUGACCACGUCCUGACCUUAAAGGAUGACGGGACCCACUACCGCUUUCAGUCUCCAUACUUCUGGCCUUCAAACUGCUGGGAACCCGAGAACACAGACUAUGCCAUUUACCUGUGCAAGCGCACCAUGCAGAAUAAAGCCAGACUCGAGCUUGCAGACUACGAAGCAGAGAACCUCGCUCGGCUGCAGAGGGCUUUCGCCAGGAAGUGGGAAUUCAUCUUCAUGCAAGCCGAGGCUCAAGUCAAGAUCGACAGAAAGAAGGACAAGGCAGAGAGGAAGAUCCUGGACAGCCAGGAGAGGGCGUUCUGGGAUGUUCAUCGACCAGUGCCAGGCUGCGUCAACACCACGGAGAUGGACAUCCGCAAGUGUCGGAGAGAGAAGAACCCACACAGGGUGAAAAAGUCGGUCUACGGAGUGCCAGACGACGGCCAGAGCCAACCAAGUCCAAUCCACAUCAGUUCCCAGCCGAGCAGGAAGCCCACCAAAGAGGAUGUUCAGAAGGAGAUAACAUUUUUGAACAUCCAGCUUGACAGACACUGUAUGAAGGUUUCCAAAGUGGCCGACAGCCUGAUGACCUACACCGAGCAGUUCAUGGAAUAUGACCCCUUUGUAUCGGGCGUGGAGCCCUCGAACCCAUGGAUUAGUGACGACGCCACCUUCUGGGACAUGGAGGCAAGCCGUGAUCCCAGUCAGCAGCGGGUGAAGAAGUGGGGGUUCUCCCUGGAGGAGGCGCUGAAGGACCCGGCGGGACGGGACCAGUUCCUGAAGUUCCUGGAGUCAGAGUUCAGCUCAGAGAACCUGCGGUUCUGGUUAGCGGUGCAGGAUCUGAAGCGACGGCCGCUCCAGGAGGUUUCCACCAGGGCCCAGGAGAUCUGGCAGGAGUUUUUGGCCGAGGGAGCGCCGAGCUCCAUCAACCUGGACUCUCACAGCUAUGAGCGGACCAGCCAGAACCUCAAAGACCCCGGGCGAUACAGCUAUGAAGACGCUCAGGAGCACAUAUUCAAGCUCAUGAAAAGUGACAGCUAUGCACGCUUUUUGCGAUCCAACAUCUACCAAGAUCUCCUGUCAGCCAGAAAAAAGCAGCCAGCAGACACUGAACAAGGUCGUCGCACCUCCUUGGAGAAGUUCACCCGCAGCGUGGUAAGUCAUUUGGAGCUGCGGCUGUUCAUAUCACAGAAACCACACUGGCUGGCUCACUAUCAGUGGCUUUUGCAAUUACAACCAUAUUACACUCUGUUGUGGCUUUCUAAACGUGUGUAAGCAUGUGUUUGUGUGAACGAGAGAUUAUUACAGUGACGUGAGUGAUUGCGCCAAAGUAAAUCUCUGGGUCCUCCCAUAUUAGAUCAAUCAGAAGUUUCCUCCUUAAAUUUUUUGAUUGUAUUCAUUUUUUUUUUUGGUAAACGUGAUUUCAUGAGUUUUGAAAUAUUUUAAAAUACUUUAAACAAUGAUUAAGUCAAGGUAUUUUUUUUAUUUAUUUAUUUACUCACGUUAAGAAAAUGUAAUUAAUUUUCUGUCGUUUAAAAUAAUAAGUGUUGAUACUGAAGCAAUUUUUUUUUAUUUAAGAAAAACUGCGGUUGUAAAAUGAAUUACAUUUUUUGAAAAAUAAGGUCACAGUCAACCAGACUAUACACAGAACAUAAGACAUGUAUAUAUUUUAAAGGAAAUUAAUUUGCUAAUUUAUUAUUUAUUUUUUAUAUUUAAGCUAUAUACAGUAAGCAUGAUGUAACAAGCAUUCAAUGAAUUUUAGACAUUUUAUUCUGCUUUACAAUUAAAUUAGCCAUACUAGAAAUAGAUCUUUUUUUUUUUUUUUUACUAUUUUUGAACUGUUUUAUGCUUGGACUUUGUCUCAACUCCAUUUUAAAAACACUGAAACAUAAAAACCUUCAUACUGCAAGCAGAAAGUAGAAAUAUUGUGAGCAAAAUGUUAUUGUUUUUAUUGUUUUAUAUAGUGGACAUUUGUAUAUGACAUUGAUAAAUAAGAUAAACAGUUUUGUUCCAAACACAAAACCUGACGGAUGCUGUAAUACCCAUUUGUAACUAGCAGCAAGUAUUUAUUUCACUUCAAACAUUGAUACCCACUCAUUCAACUUAAAACUAUACCUCAAAGUACCUUUUAAGCACCUUAAUUUGUGUACUGAUUCACAUUCAAGUUAUAUCAUCCUGGCCUCUAUGUGAUAGGUGACUGCAACUUAAUAUAUAAUAUUGUUUUCUCCUUGAUGAACGUGGAUUAAUUGCCAUCUGGAAACAGAAGAACACAAUAGAAAAUUUGAGGUGGGAAAUGUUUUAAGAGAUUAGCGGCUUUGUAGUUUGUAGAUUACUUCUCCUGUCAGCAUAUCAGACUCCUAAUGAUUUCUUUGUUAUUACUACUUUUUUUAUUUAACUUUCCAGGGGAAGUCUUUGACGGGAAAGCGUCUGACAGGCCUUAUGCAGUCAUCCUGACACAGCCUGUCCUGGAGAGCCACGAUCAGACCCUGCAGGUGGGCUGACAGCCACCCAGGGGCCGGGGCAGGGGCGCGCACUGCGGAGCCGGGGCGCACAGGGCUGCCGUGGAGGCUCUCGGACACUGCUUCGAGGUCUGCUGCUGUUCUGCUGCUGCAGUGCUGGAUCUACUGGGCCGAACCACCCAAACAGAACCACUGCGGAAGAGACGAUGCCUACAAGACGAUCCUCAGCUAAUGAAUCACACGGCAUGCGGUGUAAAAGAAAAAGCACAUUCAAACUAAUACUGCCCUGUCUUCGUCACCCAGAACGGCAAACGGUUGUCCGGCUUGACUUGGCUUAUUCAUUUUAUUGUUUUCAUAUUCUUUCAUUUGUGUUUUCCACAACACUUUGGGGCCAUAAAUGUUAAAAGGAGGUGUGCAUCUGUUCUCACAAGGCAGUCAGCAAUAAAAACAAACAAAUCUGAAACAUUGAAGAAAAGUCCACCCAGCUUCUUUUGAUAUCUGUAAAUCAUCCAUCAUAAUGUCUUUAUUGAAGUAAGUAAGAAAAGUCUGGUGAUCAGUAAGAGUACAGACCCUCAAUUUAUACAAAAAGCAGAUUCUUCAAUCUUCACUACAUUCCAAAAUCUGACAUAAGGGCUUAAUGUAGCAACCAUACGGCACUGAUGCAUGUUUCAUCCUGAUGUCCUCGUUGAGAGUCACGUUUUAGCAGCGCCGCUUUGUAAUGAGACCUGUGCCUAUAAGGUGGGUUUGGUUGACUGCUCGUAAACUUAACCAACUCCAAAAGUCUGCGCGAAUACCUUAGAGGCCUAAAAGCGUGACUCACUAGUACGGUUAAGUGAAACAUUGUGAUUUGAGCUUUUAGUGUCGCAAAAUAUUUAGAAAAUAAGAUCCGUAUGCUGCCGGGGUCAGUGUUUUAGAGUAGUG
Messenger RNA from Poecilia reticulata (guppy), 4163 nucleotides. Its product is annotated as regulator of G-protein signaling 6-like. Gene Ontology annotation, cellular component: cytoplasm; neuron projection. Gene Ontology annotation, molecular function: GTPase activator activity. The record is from RefSeq and is a predicted model, not a curated record. Gene Ontology annotation, biological process: positive regulation of GTPase activity; intracellular signal transduction; regulation of G protein-coupled receptor signaling pathway. NCBI's taxonomy places the organism in Eukaryota, Metazoa, Chordata, Actinopteri, Cyprinodontiformes, Poeciliidae.